UUUCAUGAAAUACUCAAAAAUUUGAUUAAUUCUUAAGAAAAAUACUUGGCUUUCUCUGCUGGAAGGAGCUUGUAUAAUUAAAACACUGCCAGUAGAGGCUCACCUUUCAGAGGCUGGGAAUUGCUGAGGAGAUAGAUGCUUGUGUUAUGGGAACAAGAAGGGCCAGCUGUGCCCCCUGCUUGCAGAAAAUUUGAGCCCUACCAGGGCUAGACAGGAAAGUGGGGAGGUGCAGAGGUCAUCCCCUGCUGCCCACUGCCCCCUUUGUGUAGGGCAGACUGCAGAGGGUUUCUUGGGGCCAGAUGAAUGCUUUCAGGCCUAGAUCACAUAGAGUGGAGUGAAUGGACCACUUAAAACAGCCGUGAGAACCAUGUGGUGCAUGCCUCUGCCAAGAGCUAUGCCUCUGACCUAGCACAGACUCAGUGUGACGUGUGCCACCCUAUGAACUGUGUCUGGGAGCUGCCUACUUUGCACUGUGUGCUCUGCCUGCUCUGCCCGCUCACAGCAGGACCUCCAGCUGGGCCUAGUGGCCAGGAAAGGUGACUGCACAGUAGCCCUGUCUUGUUGUCUGGAAAGGUUUCAGAAAAAUGUGUGCUCAAGCCUUUCCCAUCAGUGCUGCUCAUCUAGCUCUCUCUAACCCCAACCUCUUCAGCACUCAAUGCCAGGGAAUCACUCCCAACCCAGACCGCCUGCUCCUCCUCCUCUUGGCCUCUGGGCCCUGCAUCUGGCACACCCUGCCUGGACACUGCUUCUCUUGGACACACAUUCUAGUCCAUUUUCCCAGACCAACUCUUGUAGGAACUCAGGCCAUCCCUCAGCUGGGCUAGGACUCUUUAAACCAUGCCCCAGCUCUCCCAGCCCCUCCCAUGCUCAUUUUUUCCAGUUGCUGGCCCCAUGUCCCUUCUCCUUGGAUUGGUGUCUUUUCCUGUAAGGGAGUUCUCCAUGUUUCUCCCUAGGUUUACCACCCACUUCCUGCAGCUGCUCUCCCAGCCUGGACCUGAGUUUGCCUCACUUUUCAACAGGUGCUCUUAAGUCAUGAGAUGCUGUGGUCUCAAAAUCAAGCCUGCGUCAGAAUCAUCCUGGCUCCUUAUCAGUAUGUUGAAUCCCAAGCCUCACCCCUGCACCCAAGAGGCCUGAGGAGACGAAGGUGAGCCUGUGAAUUGGCAUGUUUAAUAAAUAACACUCCAACACCCACCCACCUGCUGGCAGUCACAGGCAGAUGGCCCAAGGAUCCUCUUGAAGAAUACCAUGCAGCAGCCAGUCCUCCAGUGGGAAGCCUGAAGCCUCUUUUCUGCCAUGGUCUGGCAUAUGGAGGUUUACUGAACACUUCAUGAGAGAACGGAUGACAGUAGAUAAGGAUGACGUAGGAGUGUUCUGCCUACUCAGGAGAUAAAGGAAGAUUAAACUCAUUAGAUGCCCCUCACUGAAAACCCCAAUAAGGAGAGGCACAGAAGCUUCCAGAUUAAGAAAUAAUCAUGUAUAGUCGUUUAAUAAUCAUUAGAAAAAUUACUAUGUGUGAGAUUUUAAAAGUUUUAAGUGGCAGCCCAGUGACCAAUCUAGCCUGGCAAACUUUUUGUUUUGCAAACAGUGCUUCAACAAGAUCUGAUCUAACAUUUUAAAUUUGAGAGAUUUCACAUAAAAAUCCAGACUUUUUGCCUGUCUUGGGAAAGUUAGGAGUCCUGGCAGUAAUGGGCCUGCAUUUCACUUGUGGCAGUUAUUGGCUGGAGCUGCCACCACCGCAUGCUUAGGAUGCAGUAAGCUCCAUCCAGUUUGCUGCAGUCCCCAGCACUCCCAUGAAGUGUGGACGGGGGCACGCACAGCUGGUAUUACAGGACCUGGGGACUUGGCUGGCUCCUGGAGGGGUCUGUGACUUCAGAUAUAUGAACACUGACCCUGGGGGUAAUUUUUGUCCCAUUUGUUUUUCUAACUUACAGAAUUAUCCCCAUCUUACAACAAAGAAGGUCAGAGGGGUGCCAUGAACCUAAUAGCUACUGGGCUGAGAUUCAAACCCAGGCCUGCCUGGAAGCCUGGGCUUUUAAUUCUCAGCCAGAUUGUCUCACUGCAUCACUUCCCACCCAUUCAUCCAGAACAACUCUCCCUCAAAGUGUCCCCUGCAUGCAUGCUUUGCCUGAAGGACACUGUGACUUCCUUGUUACGUCACAGCUCAGUCACAAUUGGGCUGAGAGCAGAGCAUGGCCCAGCCUGCCAGGUCCCCUGGGGCAGCCCUGCCAGCCAAGCCCAGGCUGGCCCGGCAUAGCCACACAUGCACCAUGAAGUACCCUUUGGUGACACUGGUGAACGACUUCACAUUUUCUUUCCUGGGUUUCUGGUUCUGCCUCCCUGUGGGUUUGCUGUUGUUAUUGAUCAUCUGGCUACGCUUCUUACUUAGCCAAGAUUCAGAGGAAAAUGACUCCAAUGUAUGCUUGGAUUGGGAGCCCUGGAGCCAAGGCCCGGCCGAGUUUUGCUGGAAGGGGACACUCCACGGCCAAGAGAAGGAGAGGCCCUGCUGGUGAGCCUGCUGUGCCAGGGGAGGCCCUUCCAGGGGCCAGGGGGAGCCUCAGGGCCCACCCAAAGCCUUGGGCAGCUGCUAUGUGGGCAAGAGGCUGUCUCUACCAUAUUGGAGGUAUGCUCCCUGGCCAUGCUGGACAACGGACUCUCUCCAGCAUGUGACAGCCUUCUGCCUCAUUGUGGGGGACACCUGGUGUUGCCCCAUUGGAGGACCAGCCCCCCUGUGCCACAAGAGGCCUUUACAAAGGUCCCCUACCCUUUACCCUAGGGCCUCACCACCCACCACUCUCCUGACGGUCUUCUGCCAGCUGUUCCCUCAUUCCUCUCUGCGGGGCACUCCCUCACCUCUGAGGGCUUGCUCCAAUGUCACUUUUUCAGUAGGGCUCCCCUGGCUGCCCUGUUCGAUACUGAAGCCCCACCCUGUCCUCUGUGUCGUUCUCCUUACCCUACUCUGCUUUCCUUUCCCCGUAGUACUUACCACCUUCUAACACGUUCGAUCGUGGCUGCAUCCAAAGCCCCAAAACACUGCCCAACACACACUGGAGGCUCAAUACAUAUUUGUAGAAGGGAUGGCAUGAUAUUGUUAUUGUUAUAAUGGCUGAUAUUCC
Sapajus apella (tufted capuchin) is the source of this 3113-nucleotide messenger RNA. It is a transcript of the gene ADIG, whose product is annotated as adipogenin. Gene Ontology annotation, cellular component: lipid droplet; cytoplasm; nucleus. The record is from RefSeq and is a predicted model, not a curated record. Gene Ontology annotation, biological process: white fat cell differentiation; brown fat cell differentiation. The transcript is spliced from 2 exons. Lineage: Eukaryota; Metazoa; Chordata; Mammalia; Primates; Cebidae. Bases 2190 to 2510 code for a protein of 106 amino acids.